Molecule: messenger RNA, 2477 nt
Organism: Ahaetulla prasina
Lineage: Eukaryota; Metazoa; Chordata; Lepidosauria; Squamata; Colubridae
Product: sulfotransferase 2B1-like
Exons: 7
Coding region: 705-1523 (272 amino acids)
Biological process (GO): sulfation
Cellular component (GO): cytoplasm
Molecular function (GO): sulfotransferase activity
Source: RefSeq, a predicted model, not a curated record
GUUUGGAGUUCAAAACUAAAAGAGGACGUGGGGGAGGCAGGGACCCCCCCUCAAUACUUGACAAUAGGAACCGUUUGUAUAGAAGCCAAAAGUCAGCUUUAUUGGGAAUUAUGGAUAAGUAAGGAUGGAGUGGAAAUAAGGUUUUCCCCGGCAGGGUUACUCCGUUUUUUAGAGCUGUCCGAUAAAACAGAAUUCCAGGCUGUUCACCAUUUCCUGUCCAGAAAGGGGGAAAGAUAAGAAAGAAGCAAAUUCACCUGUUGAACGUCUACAUGUUCCAGCCUUGUGUUGGUGGAAUUGAUUUCUUCUGGCAAAUGUGACCAAAUUCUCACUUUAUUUACUUUUAAGCAGGAGAGACCAAAACGAUUUUCAGUCAGUGUUAAUUGCUUAAACCACUAUGGAGUUUGUAAGCCACGAUGUAGAAGCUGUAAUUUCUGAGUGCACCCACUGCACUAAAUCAACCCAGAUUAGUUACAUCAUGAUUUAGCUUGUUGCCUAAACCAAGGCAAACAGAAGCCAGCUACUUGAAUUGAUGUAGUACUUGGAUUGAUGUGCUACCUGCUCUAAUCCUAUCUGGUUCAAUAUAAACACAAUGGCCAAACGGAUUGUCGAGUCUAUUCAGUAUGGAGGAAUAACUUUUCCCAGCAUCGUGCAUAACGAAGAGAGUGUAUGUUACGCUCACCGGAGUUUUGAAGUGCGGGAUAGUGAUGUCUUCAACGUUACGUACCCCAAAUCUGGUGAGCCACAGAAGUGCCUAUCCCCUGGAAUUUCGGGGCACAACUUGGAUGCAGGAAAUUCUUACUUUGAUCUAUAGCAACGGAGAUCCCACAUACUCACAGUCAAUCCCUAGUUGGGAACGGGUGCCCUGGGUUGAACACAAGACAGCAGUCCAGUACUUAGAGAACCGACCCUCCCCUCGUCUCAUUACCUCUCAUUUGCCUGCAACAAUCUUUCCAGAAAAGUUCUUCUCUUCGCAAGCUAAGGCUAUUUACACUGUCCGUGACCCCAAGGAUGUCUGUGUAUCGCUCUACCAUUAUACCAAGAUGGCUUCAUUUCUGGAGCACAGGGAGGAUUUUGGAGAAUUCAUAGAGCUGUUUUCAGCAGGAAAAAUUCUUUUUGGCACCUGGUUUGAUCAUGUCAAAAGUUGGUUGGCCUACAAGAAUGAGAAAAAGUUUCUUCUUCUGGUCUAUGAUGAAUUGCUAAAGGAUCUACGUGGCAGUGUUCUUCGCAUUUGUGAAUUCCUAGGCAAGAAUUUGGAUCCUGCUGUGGUUGACUCAGUGGUGGAAAAUGCUUCCUUUGGAGUGAUGAAGAACAACAAGAUGGUGAAUUACACCCUGGUUCCUGAACAUCUGAUGGAUCAAAAGACCAGCCCUUUCCUCAGGAAAGGGGUUUCUGGAGACUGGAAAACUCACUUUACUAAAGAGCAGAGUGCUGCUUUCUACCAGCUCUACCAGGAAAAUAUGAAUGGUUUAGAGACCAAAUUUCCUUGGGAUGAAUUCCAGUUUGAAAAACAUCAGGAAUCUUGAGAUUUUGAAGAGCAGAGGGGAUUGCUGCAAUCCAAAAAUGCCGGACUUUGUGAGUUAAAAUAAUAUAUUUCAUUCAAAAUAGGCAGUCCUCACAUUAUGAUUGCAAACCGGAUCAGGAUUGCUGUCACUAAAAAAUACAACCAUAAAGCAUGACCUUGCACAACCACAUCACUUAGGGACAGCAUCCCAGGCCUACCCCAUUUCCCUGAAAAUAAGACCCAACUGGAAAAUAAGUCCUAGCAUGAUUUUUCAGGAUGCUCGUAAUAUAAGCCCUACCCUCAAAAUAAGCCCCAGUUAAGAUUGUCAGCCAGAUGGAUGCAUUUAGUACUGUAUUUCCCCCCAAAUAAGACCUAACUAGAAAGUAAGCCCUAAUGUGUCUUUUGGAGCAAAAAUUAAUAUAAGAUCCUGUCUUAUUUUGAGGGAAACAAAGGUAGUUGUUGUUGUAACCCAAGAUAUGUAAGUUAUUAUGUGUGAAGCUGAACAAGUCCCAGGUAAAGAGUGAGCAGUGCCAUGGGGGCAGGGCGGGGCGGGGCGGAGCAGGGAGAGGCCCUGAAAGACCUGAUACAGGCCAUGUGCAUGUAGUGUGCAUGCAUCGUUGUGUUGGGGGCCAAGGAAGGUCAAAGAAAGAGAGUGUGGGGUGCGGGCAUGUGCAUAUUGCGAGUGUUGAUUCAGGGGGCUAUGGAAAGAUGGUGUGGGAAAUGUGAGUGUGUGCAAGCACAGGGAAGCUGGAGAAUAUUAUGUGUAAUUGUGGGGAAGUUGUGGAAAGAGGGUACACGUAGAUGAGCAGGCUGAGCUGGAAGGUGAAGUUAAACAUAUCAUCAGUUUUAAGUCAUUGUGCAACCACAAGAAACCCAAGUCCUCACAACCCUGUGAAUUCCGUUGACCUUUAUCUAGCACCAAUUUAUCUUUGGCCAUUAGUUGACCGAUUCUUUUGUAUUGGUAGCAACAAUAAAC